GAAAACAACGCAGUGCUUCGUCAAAAUGUAUUUCAAGUGCAUCGCCUGGCUGUCUAUUUUAUUUGGCUUUUCCGUUUCAGGUAUUUAAAUUGAUUUUAUACCCUCGCCAGACGGAAUAUACUUUUUGUCAACAGAAGUUGUAAGAUUUUAUUAUACAUUAUUUAAUAGAAUAAGGCUGAGGUCACACGAGGCGGCUUUUCGUCGGGGAGGCUAGCGGGAUGGAUGUUAAACUGGACAGCUGCUAGAGAAGCCUGUAUUAACGCUGAUUUAGAAUUGGCCAGUGUUUUAUUAAACCAGGAACAUAAUGCCAUUGAAAAAUUUUUACUUGAACACAUUAAAAAGGAAGAAGAUAUAUGGUCUGGAUAUUGGCUCGCUGGAAUACGGCACCAUAGCGGAUCUUUCUACUGGGAUAACACUGGCAUCAAGGUUGGUCUUGGCGGACUGCCUCCUCGUGAUUACCAUGUUAAAUUAUGGUUGUUGGGUGAACCUAACAAUGUUUCCGGUAUGGAACACUGUCUCGAACUUAAAUGGGAUGGAAUAUUUUCGGGAUGGAAUGAUAUUUCUUGCAGCAAAAGAAGACGAUAUAUAUGUCAGAGUACAAGAGAAGGCGGUUUAAGAGAAAAAGACUCUGAAGAUUAUUCCUACCUCGCUUUUCCGAACGCAUUAAAUCAACAAGUUAAUUGUGGUUGUCAUUAAUUAUUGUGAACCGUUGAUAUAUAUCAUCUGCAAUCUUUUUAAACUUGAUUUCCACAUUUUCUUCCUACAAAUGUUUAAGAAGCCGUCUAAAAACCUCUUAAAUCAAAGUUAGGUAUUUUAGAAUUUCAAUUGUUCAAGAAUAAAGUAAAUUUUAAAUACCA
Molecule: messenger RNA, 857 nt
Organism: Sitophilus oryzae (rice weevil)
Lineage: Eukaryota; Metazoa; Arthropoda; Insecta; Coleoptera; Curculionidae
Product: CD209 antigen-like protein A
Exons: 4
Coding region: 223-696 (157 amino acids)
Biological process (GO): biological process involved in interspecies interaction between organisms
Cellular component (GO): external side of plasma membrane
Molecular function (GO): carbohydrate binding
Source: RefSeq, a predicted model, not a curated record